GCUAUAAUUAUAUGUGAAUCGCGAAUGUUGCAGCAGUGUGGCUGCAUUCGUUGAAGACAACCGGUGUUGGUCGAGUAAUAUUUUUGAUUGAUUUCGCUAAACUAUUCAAAAUGGCACGACGACAGCAGCUGGACGAUUACGAGGUGCCGGCGGCCGUCAAAACGUUGUGCGCGACCAACUUCAAACGAACCGACGCGUACGGACCGGAAGAGGACGCCCUGCUGGCGAAAGUGACCGAGGCCAAGAAGCGGGGCUCGCAGCUGACCGUGGAAAACUACAGGGAACAGCUGAAACUGCUGAACCAGAUCGAAGAUGAACACCUGGCCAAGGAGUUUGGUGAAAACGUAGUGGUUGGGCCCAGUCUGGAGCCCAGGAGAGAUCUGGUGGAUCCGGUUGUCGGUGGCUUCAAGUGCCAGAUAGCGAAGAAGCUGUUGGGAAGUUGUAAAGCAAACAUCAAGGAAGAUGGAGGUGUACGCAUGAGCAUCAAUCGUUACGACGGAGGUAUCAAAAAGAUCACCGGAACUGUGGACAACGUGGACGCACAUAAUGUGACCAUUUGGGUGGAAAAGGAGUUUGAUGUCCAUAACGUGAAUAAGCUUGAAUUCCUCGUCGAAAGGACCACGUUUCAGAUGGAGUAUCGUGCACUUGAGCUGUUGGAGCAGAACGUUAUCAAAAAUGUUUUCUUUGCUGAUUCUUACACCGGGAAUAAAUCGUUGGAUUAUAUGAGUUUCGAGUGGUUCCGUCCGAGCAUUGCAUCCAAUCCGGAGCAAGCCCAAGCAAUCCGAAACAUCCUCAAUCAAACCUCGUUCCCGGUGCCUUACGUGCUGUUUGGUCCACCCGGCACGGGCAAAACGUCCACGCUGGCGGAAGCCAUCGGCCAAAUCUACAAACUUCGGCCCUCGGUGAAUGUUCUCGCAGUGGCCACGUCGAAUUCGGCCGCCAACGAGCUAACCAGCCGACUGCUGGAAAUCAUUCCCGAGGAUAACGUUUAUCGAUUCUUUGCCAGAUCCUGCGCGCGCAAGAAGAGAGACAUCGAAAAAGAGGUCCUGGACGUGUCGAACCUGCGUGGAAGUACAGUUGCGGACAGUCAACGGUUCUACGAGAAGAUUCGACCCUGUCGAGUGGUUCUUUGUACCGCGUCUACCGCAGGUCGACUGGUGGGCAUGGAUAUCCCCAAGGAACACUUUAGCUACAUCUUCAUCGAUGAAUGUGGCAGCGCCAAGGAGAUUUCCAGCCUGGUUCCGAUAGUCGGCGUUGGCAUACACGAGGGUCAAAUCACUGCUAGCAUUGUUCUGGCUGGAGAUCCGAGGCAACUGGGACCGGUCAUUCCGUGUAAAUAUCUGAACGAUACGACCCACAGUGUGUCCCUGCUGGAGCGCAUCGCAGACAAAGGAUUGUACGCGAAGAAUCCGCUGACGGGAGAGUAUGAUCCGAACGUCAUCACACAACUUAGGAAUAACUUCCGGUCACAUCCGGCAUUGCUUGAGCUGCCGAAUCGUAUGUUCUACGCCGGACAGCUGCGAGCAAAAGCUUCUCCCGAUAAGACUCACUGGGCCGUGGGUUGGGAUCGUCUGCCGAAUCGCGCCUUUCCGUUGAUCUUUCAUCCCGUGGUAGGAGAGAUCAAGCAGGAUGAAAACUCCUCCAGCAUGUACAACGAGCAGGAAGCUGAACAAGUACUCUCGUACGUGGACACCAUUAUGAACGAUGGAAUUUGUGGCAAGAAACUCGAGCAAACUGCAAUCGGGAUCAUCACUCCGUACGCGCGCCAGGUUCGAUAUCUGAAAGACCUUCUGAACAUGCGUGGCUGGAAAGACAUUGAAGUCGGGUCAACGGAGCAAUACCAGGGACGCGAGAAGCCCAUCAUGCUGAUGUCGACCGUACGGACGGGCAGCAAGAGUGUGGGCUUUUUGGCUGACACCAAACGGCUGAACGUAUCCCUGACGAGGGCGCAAGCCCUGAUGAUUGUGGUGGGCGAUCCGGAAACGCUACAGAACAAUCGACACUGGGAGAAGCUGCUGCAGUACUGCAGACGCAACAAUGCCGUGUUUGGAAGGUCGGAGAAGCCGGCAAGGCAGGUUGUACGGCAAGAUAGAGAGCGACACUCGGAGAGGAGGUUCUACAAGAAGGCGCCCCCCACCAACGUGGGCCGUUCUCGUUUUGGCGGUAAAAAAGUUCAACCGGAAGUGGGUGAGGUGGAGAGUAAGAUGGAACGUCUGGGACUGGAUGGAGAUUGUUGAUGAUUUGUUUAUGGUUUGGUUUUAAGAGCCGGGUUUUGUUCUCGAACAUAAGAUUUUUAUGUUAUGUUAUUAUGAUUCUGAUUAUGAGAUUUUGUUUGAAAUAACUGUAAAUUUAUUGUGGCAAUAGUUUUCGGAUUAUUAAAAAAAUAUAUAUAUUUAAGGAUGAGAAAUUUA
This is a messenger RNA of Culex quinquefasciatus (southern house mosquito), 2411 nucleotides long. Its product is annotated as putative helicase mov-10-B.1. NCBI's taxonomy places the organism in Eukaryota, Metazoa, Arthropoda, Insecta, Diptera, Culicidae. Gene Ontology annotation, biological process: regulatory ncRNA-mediated post-transcriptional gene silencing. The record is from RefSeq and is a predicted model, not a curated record. The transcript has 4 exons. The coding region runs from base 111 to 2237 and encodes 708 amino acids. Gene Ontology annotation, molecular function: 5'-3' RNA helicase activity; RNA binding. Gene Ontology annotation, cellular component: cytosol; P granule.